AUAUACUGGUUAACAACAACAGCAGAACAAGAACGAGCACGCAAAUGAAAGUCUUAUAGUUUUUAACUGUUCCAAUUUUUUAGAUUUUAAAUGCAAAAUUUAUCAGAAUAAAAUCCUUCGAUCAUCAUGACUAUGAUAAAUGGACAAACUAUACUGGAGGAGGAAUAUGAUGAAGAUUAUCAGCCAACGGAAGACGAUAUACGAGAAUAUGCUUCAGUAAUUGGCAUCAAUCCAGAUACUGAACCUGAACUGAUGUGGUUAGCAAGGGACGGAAUAACUGCCGCUCUGCCCGAUCAUUGGAAACCUUGUCAAGAUGAAAGAGGCGAAAUAUAUUAUUUUAAUUUUCAAACUGGAGCGUCUAUUUGGGAUCAUCCGUGUGAUGAAUUGUACAAAGAACGAGUGCAAAAAGAGAGACAAAAGCUGCAUUCUGGAGCUGGAAGAAAGGAAAAAAAAAAGACAUCUAAAUCAACUACGAAACAAACAAAGGCCAAAACAUCUGCAAGUAUUGUUGGCAGAUCUUUAUCUCCUAUAAAUUCAUUGAGAGGCAGUGGAAAUUUAUUAUCAGGAUCAUUGAAUAGCUUGGGAUCUUCUUUAGGUAUGAAAGGAACACAUCUAGGACCAAUAAAAGGUCACGCAAGAUUAGUUAACGAGGCAGAGGCCUAUUUAAGAGGCAGUACAGACUCGCAUUUUUCACCGCAUAGCUCGUUAAAGUCUGGAACAUUGAACUUAGAUAUAGGUUCUUCAACAAGCCAAGUUCAAGAAAGAAUUCAAGCUCAACUGAGAGGAAGUAUUAGUGAUGAGGACGACGAUGAUGCAGAUUUACAUGAAAAAUUUCAAAUAAAAUCACCCGAAGACAUUGCUCGUGAAAUCCCAAAUUACGAGGAAACAGAAUCGGAUGAAAGAGAAUCUAGAAAAAGAUCAUCUGAAAGCGAGGAUAGUGAUGAUUACAGGAAGGAUGUGGAUUUCCACAUUAAUGACAAUAUAUCUGAAAGAUUAAUGGAAUUGGAAGAUCUACAACCAGCUGGGUCUGGUGAUCUUGCUAAUAGCCAGUCGUUAAAAUCUACAGCUUCAAUGCAUGAUCGUCCUGAUUUGACUGGAAAAAGUUCAUCAGAGGCUGGGAGAGCUUCGAAUGCUAAUGGUGAAAAACAUCAAGUGGCUACAUAUAUAGGUAAAUCAAGUGAUAAAAAAGGUGCUUAUACCAAAUUCAAAGCGGAAGAGAAAAAGAGAAUAAAUUUUGAAGAACAGCAACAGAAAAUAACUAAAGAUCAUGAAAACCGAUUACAGCAAUAUGAAAAUGAAAGCAAGGAAAGUUUCGAAAUAAAAAAACAGCUGAUAAGAGAUAAGUAUGAAAAAGAAUUAGAAGCUAUGAAAGAGAAUUUGCAACAGGAACAAAAAGAUGAAGAAGCUAAAUUAAGGUCGGAAAAGAAACAAUAUUUGGAAAAGCUUAACCAGGAAUUAGACAAUUUGCAAAAGGAUGACCGAAAAAUUUUGGAUGAUCAAAAAGAGGAGAGACUUUCAGAGAUCAGACAAAAGGUAAAUAUCGAAAUCGAAAAAAUGAGAGAAGAAUUGGACGAAGAAAAGAAAGAUAAAAUUGAUCGAAUUAAAGAAAAAAUAAACGAUGACAUAACUAAAAUACAGUGCCAAGAGUCUGAAAAAUUGGAAACAGAGAAGUUGAAAAGUGCAGAACGCAACAGAGUAUAUGAUUUAAGUGUUUACGAAAUGUUCGUUCCAAAAAUUGAAAAGGCAUCUUCUGAAAUGAAGAAAAAAUGCAAAAGUAUGAAAAGAUGGGGAGUAUUUUGUAUGCAAAGGUGUGGGGAUUGUUUAAACGAUGAUUGCAAUCCUUAUGAUGGAACUUGUGAACGAGGAUGCGCGAGAGAGGGCUAUGUUUAUGAAUCGAGGUGCACAAAUGAUGGUGGCGCUCUAACACCAACAGUGAUAGACAUGCCCAAUAUGUUAGAAUUUCGGAAUUUUUGGUCUGACAUGAGACGAGGUGUUGUAAAUGAAUGGAAAGCCAUUUGUAGAGGAAAUCAACGAUGGGGACCAUUUUGUCUCUUUCCAUGUCCUAAGAAUUGUCUGAGUGGCUGUGACUAUUCUGAUGGAACUUGUAAUAGAGGAUUAUGUACCAAAGGUUUUGUCGGACUUCGUUGCGAUCGCUUGAGCACAAUUGCUCAAUCCCAAAAAGCUGAAGCCGAAGCAUCUUCUUUGCAAAUAGUUUUCCCCGGUUUUACUAUAGCAUUUGUUAUACUGUCAACAGGAGGUAUGGUUACUUUAUGCUUAGUUGUUGUCAAAGAUAGAAAGAUGCCUCAAAAGUAUAAAAAAGGAAAUCGAAAAAAAAGCGUUGACAGAAGGAAAAGUACGAAAAGAAAUUCCACCAAAACUAACGGUAAUAACUUGAAGAAUGCGAAAGAUGUCAAACCUCAAAUACGUAACGCUUGUCUCAGAAUGAUGAAAACAAAUGAGCAAAAUAUCAAUAAGAGUAAUAGACAUCUUACAAUAGGAUAUAGUGAGACAAAUAAUACUGUUCAGAAUUCAGAGAUAAAUCAAUUAUUAUCUUCUAUAAGAAAAGGAAAUAAGCUGAUUACUGAGAAUUAUGAGACCCAAAAAAUAAGGAAUGAAAUUAAAGAAACAACAGAAGAAUUAGAAACAAGACUUCGUGAAGAGAAAGACGCAUUAAAGCGCCGAGAAGAUACAAUAAUGAGUUUGGAAAAAGAUUAUCAAUCAGUUUUGGAUGAACGAACGCGACAGCUUAAAGAACAGAAUGAUGCUGAGAUUGAAAGAAUAGAAAGAGAAUUAGAAAGAUCAGUAAAAAAAUUGCAAAGGGAAGGAGAGGCGAAAGAGAGACGAGAGCGUGAAAAAGUAGAAGACGAGUUGGAGAAAAAAAAGAGAUUAAUUAAGGAGGAGUAUGAAUUAAAUUUGAACUCUAUCCGUAAAGAAUAUGACACCAGAGUACGGAACUUGAAACAAGAUUUAUCCAAAAAGGAGGAUAAUCUUAUGGAAAAGGAAACUGAUUUGAAAAUUAGAACAGAGGAUAUCGAAUGUCAGCUAAAUAUAUUGAAAGAUAGAGAAAGAGAAUUACAAGAACGUAAAGAAAAUUAUAGAAAACAAAGAAAGGAGAUUGAAGAAGAUCCUGAGAAAGUUGAAAGAAAAAUGUAUGAUUCUCUACAGAAAGAAAGGGAAGAGGUUGAAAGACUUCAAGAAGAGAAGUAUCGGUUAGAGGCUGAAAUUCGUACUUUAAAGAGCAUUAAGGAAAAGCGAGAAAAAUCUAUUAAUGAUCUUGAGAGACAAAUAGAGUCUCUAAAUGACGAAUUAGCAAGACAAUCAGAAAAGGUCACCGAAGGGUCUAACGAAACCGUCAUAAAAUCUAGGAAACGCAUCGACGAAAGCGAAGAAAGAGAGCAUUUCCGCCGAAAUCGUUCUCCCAGCUUAAGUAACAUAGAUAGCAGAGUAUUUAUGUCUCAUAAAAAACCUGAAAGAAGAAGACGAAAAUCCGAUUCUAUGUUGGAGUCAGAUAUGGGAAUUGACUAUAAUGAGGCCUGGUCUGAUGAUUCUAGCAUUAUGGAUUCUUCAUUGUACGAACUUAAAGCUAGAACUGAACACAAAAAUAUUAAAGAACAUUUAAAGUUCGAACAGAAUUCUAUUACUGCUGCAAAACAAUUCCUUAAUAGGCAAAAGGAACACUUACUAAAAAAGCAAAGUUGGGCAGUUAAGAAUCAACUCGAUACUGAAUUUGACGAAGAAGAGAUUGUAAAAGAAUUUCAUAAAGUGAGAAAUAAAAAAAAUAUGUUUGAGUUAGACUCUUCCGAGUCUGAUGAAAGUAGUGGAAUUAGUGUUAGUGAUGUUUUGGAUAGAAUAGAGUUGGAUACAAACUCGACUAAACUACGACACCUAUACAAUGUAGACCAACAUAAAUCGGGAAAUUUAGAAAAUGAUAAUGGUGCAUUAAAAAUAGAGGAUACUUUAAAGAAAAUUAAUACAAACAUAAACCAAGUAUUGAGCUUAAUUGGACAAUCACGAACGGCUAUUGGACAAUCUACAAAUAGCUAUUUAAGCAAAACAACAGAUGGACUGAAUUUAUCCGUACCAAUUAUAGAUAAUGUUGAAAAAUGUUUAGAAAGUAAAAAACGGAAAUAUUUGGGAGAUCAUAAAACUCAACUACCACUCAGUCAAACUAUGCCAACAUCCUUAAAAUAUCAAUUAGGAGGAACCUACGUACCAGGUGCUAAUCCAAGAUUUCGAGAAUAUAGACCUUAUGCAACUGCUUUCGCUACCGAUAGCCAAACAACAGAGAUGAAAUUGCAUCAGCAUCGACAAUGGUUAAAAGAAUUUAGGAAUAACGGCUAUUGCCUUCCAACCGAUCAAAUAAAUCAUACAAUACCUAAUGAAGUAAAAAACUACGAUAUGGAAUAA
Dimorphilus gyrociliatus is the source of this 4407-nucleotide messenger RNA. The record is from the annotation of a GenBank genome assembly. Lineage: Eukaryota; Metazoa; Annelida; Polychaeta; Dinophilidae.